Molecule: messenger RNA, 1275 nt
Organism: Dissoconium aciculare CBS 342.82
Lineage: Eukaryota; Fungi; Ascomycota; Dothideomycetes; Mycosphaerellales; Dissoconiaceae
Product: DUF605-domain-containing protein
Exons: 3
Coding region: 1-1275 (424 amino acids)
Biological process (GO): late endosome to vacuole transport via multivesicular body sorting pathway
Cellular component (GO): multivesicular body
Source: RefSeq, a predicted model, not a curated record
AUGACAAAGCUACGUUGUCCCGCUUGCGGCAACGCCGCGACGCCACGACAGCGGACGGCAAAAGCACUCACUAAUAAUACACUCUUUCGCAGCGAUGAAGCUUCGAUAAGCUCCGCACAGUGGAGUAAAAUCCCUUACACGACCAUGGUUCUGCAGGUACCUUCCGAUCUGAAGACGGUUGCGCCGGACGUGAAACGCUUCGCGCAAAGGGCAUCAGAGUUGGAAUCACUUCGACCUAUAGUCGCCUAUUGGUGUAAUUACUACGUUCUGCAACAGAUCCUAAAUCGCAAAAUUCAUGAGACUCAUCCAGAAUAUGGCAAUUACGCUAUCGAGCUCAUGGACAAGUUGGAGAGCUACAAGUCCGAGAAUGCGACCAAUGAUGCCGUUGUAGACGAUGUGGCCGCGCAAGCCUAUAUUGAGAACUUUGCACUCGAGACCUUUCGCCGAGCUGAGGAGGCUCAAAAUACGGAUCGCGUCACUCGACAGACCAUAGACAUUUUCCAAGCCUCCACGACAUUCAUCGAUCUGCUCGCGAUAUGGGGUCCGCCGGACGCAGAGCUCAUCGCCAAGAGCAAAUUUGCCAAGUACCAUGCACUGCGCAUCGCAAAGGCAAUCAGUAAAGGAGAGGACCCGAAUGCGACAAAUCCUCGUAUAGAGCCUCCGCCGCAAAUAGCAGAUGCGGGUACCGCCGAGGAACUCGCAGCAGAGCUGGACGCCGACUCAGGCUCAACAUAUCGGCCGCCGACGGUUGAGACUACUGUAGAUGAUGACAUUGGGUUCGUGCUUUCAUCGGCACCUGCGAAUACCGAGGCGACAUCGCAUGCAGGCUCGACGCGCGCUCCUUUGGUGGACGAUGAUUAUGAACAUGUUCCUGCUGCACCGUCCACACAGCGAGACGAUGUAUCGCCCAUCCAGACAGCACAAGAAUCUACAAUGGGAGACUAUUUUCCGCCUGUGGUAGCUGCAGCACCAUCUUUCAAUACAUCAACCGCAACUGCGCCUUUGCCCCCGCCAUCGCCGAUGAUUUCGAGAAUUUCCGAAACUCAAGCACCACCGCCGACCAUGCCACCUACGACCACUCCUUCGAGCCUUCCGGCCACAGUCCCAGUCACUUCGAUACCUCAGCAGCUUCCGACCAGCUACAAUUUUGACGACGAUAGCAUCGCAGCGGCGCAGAAGCAUGCAAAGUGGGCAAUCUCGGCUCUUCAGUUUGAAGAUGUGAAUACAGCAGUGUUGGAGCUGCGGAUUGCAUUAAAGAGUUUAGGUGGUCUCUGA